GGACUCCAUCAACUAAUUUUUGCUGCUACCAAGUUGGCUAUGAUAUGUUAAAGAGUUGCUGAGAACAGGGUUACUUCCAGUUUGGCGGCUUUGUCGUCAAGUUUGAUUGGCUGUCACUGCCAAACGGUUUUGAAUUUGAAAAAGCUGUUAGACACAUUUGUUCAACCUGGUCCAAACCUCCAGAAACACAAGAGCUCCAGAGGAAUGCGGAAGACAGGAGGGGUUGGCAGUCAUCAGGGGCUCAGGAAUCAACCCGCCCACUCCACCAAAAGUGGGGAAAACUGGAGAAUAUCCCGAUUUAUGUAACUUUUGUUUCGCCCUGAACCACCAGAUCUGCACGACGCCAAUAUGUUGGUGGUUUCGAUAUGUGUGGCGAGUUUAUUAAUAUUCCCACUCUUACUCCAAACGUUGUGCCCUUAUUUCUGGAAGGAUGCCUUCUACCUAGUGAAGCUGAUCAACAUAUCCAAGACCUACAUCCUUCGGCGGAGGAGGAGACCAAUCUUCCUCUUUCUGGACCGCUUUCUGGAGCAAGCCGUCGCGCGUCCCGAUGCGACGUUCAUCGUGUUCGAGGAUGAGCGCUUCUCCUACCGCGACGCGGACACGACGAGCAACAGGAUAGCGAACGCUCUCCUGCGUCACCCUCAGUACCAUGCUGGGGACACGGUGGCGCUGUUCAUGGGGAACGAACCCGCCUUUAUGUUCAUCUGCCUGGCCUUGGCGAAGUUGGGAUCCCCCGCUGCGCUCCUAAACCACAACAUCCGCUCCAGGUCCCUGUUGCACUGCUUCAGCUGCAGCAGCGCCACGGUGUUGAUCGCAGCCUCAGAGCUGCAGGACGCUGUGGGAGAGGUGCUGUCCUCGCUCAGGGAGCAGCGUGUGACCGUGUUGCUGAUGGCCCGGGACUGUGGCGUGAGCGGGAUGGAGAGCUUCUCCUCCGAGGUGGAGCAGGCCUCCGACACCCCCCUGCCUCGGGCCCUCAGAUCACACGUCACGUUCAAGAGCCCCGCCGUCCUCAUCUACACGUCUGGGACCACAGGUUUCCCCAAAGCCGCGGUGGUCAACCAGAACCGGCUCCUCAUGGCGCUGGCCGUCCUGGCGUCCAACGGCGUCACGGCAAGCGAUGUCAUCUACCUCAACCUGCCGCUCUACCACACAGCCGGCUUCCUCGUGGGCUUCGUGGGCGCCGUGGAGACGGGCUCAUGCAUCCUCCUGAGGAGGAAGUUCUCCGCCUCGCAGUUCUGGGUGGACUGCAGGAGGCACAAGGUGACGGUGAUCCAGUACAUCGGGGAGGUGCUGAGGUACCUCUGCAACACGCCUACGCGGCCCGACGACCGGGACCACUGCGUGCGCCUCGCCAUCGGCAACGGGCUGCGGGCUGACGUGUGGACGGACUUCCUGCGACGCUUCGGGAACAUCGGGGUCCGGGAGUUCUACGCCUCCACAGAGGGGAACAUGGGCUUCCUGAACUACACCGGCAAGAUCGGCGCCAUCGGACGCACCAACUUCCUGCAGCACAAGCUGUUCCCGUACUCGCUGGUUAAAUACGACACAGAGCACGACGAGCCCCGGCGGGACGCCCGUGGCCUCUGCAUCGAGGCUGUUAAAGGUGAGACUGGGCUGCUGGUGUCCAAAAUCACGGAGCGCGCUCCUUUCAUCGGCUACGUGGGGAACGAGGAGCAGACGGAGAAGAAGAGGCUGCGGGACGUCCUCAGGCCUGGAGAUCUGUACUUCAACAGCGGAGACCUCCUGAGGCUGGACCUGGAGGGCUUCCUCUACUUCCAGGACCGCGUGGGCGACACCUUCAGGUGGAAGGGCGAGAACGUGGCCACCACAGAAGUCGCGGACGCCCUUUCCCUUGCGGGCUGCGUGAGAGACUCCAACGUCUACGGCGUUGAGGUCCCAGGCCAUGAGGGGAGGGCGGGGAUGGCCGUCCUCACGCUGAGGGAAGGCGCUCAGUUCGAAGGCGUCCUCGUGUACCAGCAGGUGGUCGGCCUGCCCUCCUACGCCCGGCCUCGCUUCAUCAGGAUACAGACGGAGGUGGAGGUGACCUCCACCUUCAAGCAGCUGAAGAGGAGGCUGGUGGAGGAAGGGUUCGACCCAGAGAGCAUCGCGGACCCCCUGUACGUCCUGGACGAGGCGGCCCAGAGCUACAUCUCCCUGACCCCCCGGGUGUACGGCCUCCUCUCCUCCGGGGGCAUCAAGCUGUAGUCGGGGGGGGCUGGGGGGGCCUCACCGUUCACACUUUAGAACAACACUUUAUCUACGGCCCCUCAGCGAGGGGGUCCCUCAGGGAGGGGGUCCCAUCAUGACAUCCCUUCACACAAUAAUUCAGUUUCACUGUUGCCAGGUAAAUCAUCCAUACCAUGUUAAACAUAGGGGGGGGGGGGGGUUAACAGGCUGGGUUAAUCCGUACCUAAAGUCUGGUGUGGGUCCGACUUCGAGCCAGGAUGAGUGAUAGGAAUAAUGAGCAAUAAAAGAAGGCUCUUUUUUUUUUUACGGUGCACCAGGACGUCUGUAGGUGCGUGAUGCGGAACAUUACGACCUUCAGGGUGAUGUUUGAUCUCAAGACGGGGAUGGCUGGGUUAAUCCGUACCUAAAGUCUGGUGUGGGUCCGACUGUGAGCCAGGAUGAGUGAUAGGAAUAAUGAGCAAUAAAAAGUAUCUGGUGUUUGUGUUGCUAUCUGGUUGUAUGACUGUGUGUGAGGAUAAACAUCAUGGCUUUCAGAGAGAUGUUUGAUUUCAAGACAGGAGAUGGGGAUACAGGAAGCGGCAUUUGGGUCCACUGGGUCAGGGGGCUUGUGUAUGUGUGUGAGUGAAUGUGUAUUGUAAUCAAGUUUUAUCUAAUAUAUUAUUCUAUGAAUCCUCUUAAUACGUCUUAUCUCAUGACGAGAGCAUUAUUUUGAUAUGAAAAAACACGAUAGUGGUUGGUAACACUAGCACUAGGUGGUAAAUGGGGGGUCACCAAUGAUCCAGAGGGAAACGGGGAAGAUUCAGGAAAGAUAGUUCACAUAGAUGACUAUUUAUUAUGAAACCAGAGAUGCCGAGGGGGCCGUGAAACACCAACCGGAACCAAGACCAUGUGUGUUAUUAUUUCACAGCGUUUACUCUAUCACUCUAUUAUUAUCAUGUUUAACAUGGCUAUCUCACUAUUAUCAUUAGUAGUAGUUUAUGUGUGUAGAAAAAACGGAUACAUCGAAUUUCUGUUAUGUGGUAGGUCGGUCUGAUACGGGGUCUCGGAAUAAGCAGAACAGCUGUUGAGGAUCUGAACAACGUGGGGCUGAGACCAGCAGUUGUAAGCUUUUAAAACAUGUAUAAAAAAUAUAUGUAUAUUC
Messenger RNA from Gadus morhua (Atlantic cod), 3328 nucleotides. RefSeq names its product hsFATP2a_ACSVL_like domain-containing protein. The record is from RefSeq and is a predicted model, not a curated record. Lineage: Eukaryota; Metazoa; Chordata; Actinopteri; Gadiformes; Gadidae. The coding region runs from base 349 to 2205 and encodes 618 amino acids. Gene Ontology annotation, biological process: long-chain fatty acid metabolic process; long-chain fatty acid import into cell. The transcript has 10 exons. Gene Ontology annotation, molecular function: long-chain fatty acid-CoA ligase activity; long-chain fatty acid transmembrane transporter activity. Gene Ontology annotation, cellular component: endoplasmic reticulum membrane; plasma membrane.